UGUUGGAUGAGUAAGGCAACGACCGGCUUUAAACCUCAGUAAAACCCAAACUCUUUUCCCAUUUCACAGUCCCCGCCGUCCUCCAACGUAUAAAGCCCCAAUUGUCCAGCGAAUCCCCACCGCGCGAUAGCUGAAUUCUGCGAGUUGUUGGGUCUGCUGGGUUGCCAUCUUCAGUCGGCCUCAGCCUCUCUUUUCUCAGCUCUCCGCCCCUCCAUCUUCAUGUUGCAUUUUCAGACUGUGCUUCCUCCCGUAUAUUAAUCUCCACCGCCACCGCCGCCACGGUUUCAUCUUCUCCGCUUUAGGUGUUAUGGGCUGAUGAUUAUUGUAGGAUGCUGCUUGUUUUUGGGUUGAUAGCUGUCUAGCAUCAACCCAGAAACUAAAGCUUAUGCAAAGAGCAACUUACAAAGAGGUGAAGAAAAAAAAGUAUGUCAAACCAUUGCUCAUCACUUCAGGUUGAAGUACAAAUGUUACUGGUGGGUCAAGUUCUAUAAGGAGGUGGAAGCAGAAGAAGAAUUAGCGUCACGCUUCAGUUUUUCAACCAAAAGGAGGAGAGAGGUGGUUUUCUUUUUAAUCUGAUCAGUUGUCCCUGAUCUUAAUAAUCAAAAGUAGAUCUCCUAUUAGCCAGUUUUCUCGAGACACCUGCUGCAAAUUCGGGCAACGUCAUGCGAUCAGUUCUUGCUUACCAUGUUAUUAUGUGCAGAAGAUACUUUAUAGUGUAUGCCACCAUCUUAUUCUCGUUUCUUCCCAAGAGGCCUUUCUAUAUCUCAAAUCCAAAGAUUCAUACCUAAAAGCUGGAAGGAAGGAACGAAACUAUUUGGGAAAUUAUCUGCUUUAUGUAUUUCGGAAACAGGUUCAGCUGUUGAUGGUUCUAUGGUAGAUUCUCUUCUUACAUCCAUCAAGAAUUAUGCAAGCCAAGGAAAUUUAUCAAAAGCAUUCAAAACUAUCUCUCUUGUCCAGCUCUAUGCCUCUUCUCCUACUUGUGACCUUAUCUUACAUUCCAUCUCCUCUGUUAUCUUAUCUUGUGCCAACCAUAAAGCAUUACUACAUGGUGAACAGCUUCAUGCACAUAUUGUCACAUUGGGAUUUGAACGACACCCCAUUUUGGUUCCCAAGCUGGUUACAUUUUACUCGAGCUUUAAUCUCCAUGCUGAUGCUCGUAUCAUUAUUGAGAAUUCAAAUAUAUUGCAUCCUCUACCUUGGAAUGUGCUCAUCUCUUCAUAUGUUAAAAAUGAACUUUUGGAUGAGGCUCUCUCUACGUAUAAACAAAUGGUCAACAAGGGGAUUAGGCCAGAUUGUUUCACUUACCCAUCUGUUCUCAAGGCUUGUGGUGAAAAAUUGGAUAUAAGUUUUGGUAGGGAUGUGCAUAAGUCCAUUGAUGCUUGUUGUCAGGAGUGGAAUUUAUUUGUGCAUAAUUCAUUGGUCGCCAUGUAUGGGAAAUUUGGGCUUCUCGACGUUGCUCGCCACUUAUUCGACAAAAUGCCCACAAGGGAUGCAAUUUCUUGGAAUGCAAUGAUCUCUGGUUAUGCCUCCAAGGGCAUGUGGACAGAUGCAUUCGAGCUGUUUGGAAACAUGCAGAUGGAGGGUAUUGGAGUUAAUAUCUUACUGUGGAAUACCAUUGCUGGAGGGUGCUUGAGGACGGGUAAUUUCAGGGGCGCUCUUGAGUUGCUUUCUCAAAUGAUAAGUUGUGGUAUUUUAUUGGACUCGGUAGCAUUGACAAUUGGUUUGAGUGCUUGUUCCCACAUUGGAGACAUUAAAUUAGGGAAGGAAAUUCAUGGUUUUGCGAUUCGUAGUGGUUGUGAUGGGUAUGAUAAUGUUAAUAAUGUAUUGAUUACAUUGUAUUCUAGGUGCAAAGACCUUAGGAAAGCCUAUACUUUGUUUGAAUUGAUAGAAGAUAGGAGUAUAAUUACUUGGAACUCCAUGCUUUCUGGUUAUUCCCACAUGGAUCGAGCUGAGGAAGCUUCAUUCUUAUUUAGGGAGAUGUUGUGUUCAGGAAUUGAACCUAACUAUGUUACUAUUGCCAGCAUCCUUCCCCUCUGUGCUCGGGUAGCAAAUCUUCAACAUGGGAAGGAGUUCCACUGCUACAUUACAAAACGUUUAGUGUUUGAUGAUUGUUUAUUGCUGUGGAAUUCCCUUGUGGACAUGUAUGCCAGAUCAGGCAAGGUUUUACAGGCGAAAAGAGUAUUUGAUUCAAUGUUGAAGAGGGAUGAAGUAACUUAUACUUCCAUGAUUGCAGGAUAUGGAGUCCAGGGUGAAGGAAAAGCUGCACUGAAGUUAUUCGAAGAGAUGAACUUGUUACACAUAAAACCAGAUCAUGUAACUAUGGUUUCAAUUUUAUCAGCUUGUAGCCAUUCUGGUCUAGUAAUCCAAGGCCAAUUGCUAUUUGAAAAGAUGCUGAGUGUAUACAGUAUAACUCCCAAUUCAGAGCACUAUGCCUGCAUGGUUGAUCUCUUUGGGAGGGCCGGUCUACUAAACAAAGCAAAGGAGAUUAUCACAAGGAUGCCUUACAAGCCAACUUCUGCUAUGUGGGCUACACUUAUUGGAGCAUGUCGUAUCCAUGGAAAUAUGGAGAUAGGGGAAUGGGCAGCUGGGAAGUUGUUAGAAAUGAGACCAGAAAAUUCUGGUUACUAUGUGUUAAUUGCUAACAUGUAUGCUGCUGCUGGUUGUUGGAACAACCUAGCGAGAGUGAGGGCUUUCAUGAGGGACUUGGGUGUGAAGAAGGAUCCUGGCUGUGCUUGGGUUGAUGUGGGCGAUGGAUUUUCACCCUUUUUGGUGGGGGACACAACAAAUCGGCUGAGAGAUGAAAUUUACCUUUUGUUGGAUGGCUUAACGGAGUUAAUAAAAGAUACUGAUUCCGUUGUAAAUGGGGAUAUAAGUUCAGGUUAUGAUGUUUUUGAGGAUUAGAAUAGAAGGAAGCCGAUUAUACGAAAAGGAUUGCUAACACAUGUGAAGUGAAUUGAUUUCAAUUCUGUAAUCUUGAGAAACACUUGCAGAUCCAUGGGUUUUUACCAAUUUUGAAGUGAAAAUAUUCUGCUAAUAUGGUGCAGGAUAGAGUCUCAUGACGAAUCCUUGAGUUGUCCCACUUGAACUUAUCUCAUGAUUCACAUCUAAAGGUUGAUGCUGGGCGGAAUUGUUUUCAGAUUUUAUCUUCUUUCUGUGCUUUGACAUUUCAGUUUUGUAGUGCAUAGGACUGAUUUGACAUAAUUUUGCUAAUUCCGGUCCUGCUAGUGGCUAUUUGCCGAAACUUCUUUAUAGAGACGUUGCACCUUUGUGAACUGACAAAACAUUAUUUCUUUUCUGAGUACAGAGAGCAAUAGUAAUUUUCCUAGAAUAUGAUUUUUACUUAUUUUAGUAAAGUGUUUCUAAUGCAGACCACGAUAUCAUGUUUUUCGGUUUUCUAAUGGCAUCUCAUUGUCUAGUGACUUCUCAAAACUCAAGUAUUAGUGGCAUUCAACACUUCCUGUUUGCUUACAGGGAUGGGUUACUUUUGUGUCAAAGGGAAACUGCUGGCGUUAUUUUCCUGUUACAUGCGCCUGUUGGUGAGAGCAACUUCACAGGUAUGUUCCUUUACUCGAAGUCCCAGUCUCCUGCUGGGUUUGGUUUAAUUUCAUACGGGUGUUUUCCAUUCUUCUUCUAGUCUUUUCUCCUAUGAAAGUAAUUAUAUUUUGAGUGAAUAUUGCCAGAGCGGCUUUCUAGGACAUUGUCUCGAUCCUUGACUUCCCCCAGUCCCAGUGUGCGCUAGAUUUUUGUGCCUUCCACGUUUACUUGCGAAUGUUGUGGAUCUCUAGUGGUUGAUUCGGAGGAUGGCAUUAACUAUUCUUGUUUGUGUAUGAGAACUGUUUUGAAUUUAGCUAUGUUAAGCUUUCCUUGGAUUAGAUUGAUGUCUAGCUAUAGUAACUGGUUCUUGAUAUACAGUUCAUAAGCACUACAA
Molecule: messenger RNA, 3928 nt
Organism: Pyrus x bretschneideri (Chinese white pear)
Lineage: Eukaryota; Viridiplantae; Streptophyta; Magnoliopsida; Rosales; Rosaceae
Product: pentatricopeptide repeat-containing protein At1g71490
Exons: 5
Coding region: 718-2901 (727 amino acids)
Biological process (GO): RNA modification
Molecular function (GO): RNA binding; protein binding
Source: RefSeq, a predicted model, not a curated record